UUCAUAUAUCAGUACAACGACGUCUGUUGAACCCAUAACAUCAUGCAAAUCUACUCUCGCGCGUAAAAUACGGCAAAACGGCGGCUAAUGACGACCUCUCCGCUCUCUCACGACUCACCAACAGCGUGAGACUCUCGAACACAGAAGACUAUACACAAGUGUAGAGUAGUACGUAUUAGUACCGUAACAUAUAGCGAAGCCGACCGCGACGGUUAUUUUUGUUAGCAUCUUCUUUUGACUUUCAUUUGGAUUUGUUGUUAUUAUUGAAUUUGUCAAAGAACAACAAUAACAAAUAAAGCAAAAUAAGAAAAUAAAAACAAAAGAAGCGACUUAAACGAUUGAUCGAUCGUGAUUUUAAAGUGUUGUCUUAGCAACUACCCAUAGCGAAAAAAAAGAAUAAGAAGUGUUGAAAGAGUUCUUAGAAGUAUGAAAUGUUAACAACAACAAAAUAAAUAAAAAAUAGUAAAAAAAAUCAAUCGAAAAUAGUUCAAGUGCUUGAGAAAAUGUUGUAUGUGUACAUAAAAAAUUACAUGAGUGAUAAUGAUAAAUAAAUAAUAAUAACAAAAAAGUGUACCUAUAAUUUUACGUUACGGUUCGUUCCCCUGUUCUAACGUGUAGAACCUUUAAAAACCAAACAAAAAUUCCAAAAAAAACCUAUUUGGCUUUACUUUGCGAAUCGCUCACUUGAAAUCAAGAGUUAAAUGAGACCUCAAACACUGCAGUCAACUUUACUACUUUGCCGCAGAAAAAGAUAAAACAACAAGCACAACACAGUACACAGUACAAACAAAACAAAACGAGGCAGAAAAAAACAAGCAAUAGCAGCAACAACAGCAAAAAACAUAAAAAAGUAAAUGUUAACUCAUAUCGGGCGUUAUAGCAGCUGAUUAAAGUGCGAUUAACAAAAAAAAACAUACGCGGCAAAAAGAAGCAACAAUAACAACUAAAGCAAGCUACGUGUGUUAAGUAAACGAGUCCAAAACAACUUUAACCAACCAAGAAAUAAUCAGCCAAAAAAAGAAAAAUAAAAACACAAUUUAUUUAAAACAAUUACUAUUUGCUCGGACAGACGGUUACAAUUCGUCUGUCCAUACAUUCAUGUGUGGUGCUUAGAAAGGCGCCGCGCAAAAACAGCGUCUUGCGCUUCGUUUUUGCCAUUCAUAAAAACAAGAGUCUUAAACAAAUACUGAGUAAAGCUUCAGCUUCAGCUUCAGCAGCAGCGGUGCCAGCGUCUGCAGCAGCAGCAGCAAUAUCAGCAGUUGUAACCCAUUCAACCUGUCUCCACACAAUCUCCAUACGAAUUUGGGAUUUCGCCCGUCAACAUGUGUCGCUGUUGCCAAAACUGCUGGGAAGAUAUCUAUUGGAAUUGUUUCGAGGAAAAAUUUUGCUAUGAUGAAACAAUUGCCAAUUAUAAUCCCGACGAUGAUGAGGAAUAUCUUGCCAGCAAAAAGAAUGGCAAUAUAUUGGGCCGCAUACAGCCGGCAGACAAUAACAAUGUGCCAACCAUUAUCAUAGAUCAGCCAUUGCGCAGGGGCAACUCAUCGGCAUUAUUCAGCAAUGGCAAAAUCCACGAAGAAGAUUAUCGCCGUGAAACGCAGACCAAUGUACCCAUGCUGGGCCCAGAAAUUCUUGCCGUAUUUGCCAAUUCACAAAUAUUCCAGGAUCAUCAGCCCACCAAAUUGAAUCGUAUCAGUACGAAGCCUAAUUUGGCUGGCAUACACUCGCCCAAGCGCGAGGUGCCCACCACACCCAAGGAGUCCGAUCAGGAUCGUUUGCUCAGACGUUUGGAAGCAAAUCUCAAUGGCGAUACUUUGGACUCACCCCAUGACAAAACCGAAACGGAUCACAAGGAUGUUACACCCGAAAAACGCAUUACUUUUACCAUCAGCCCCGACACUACACCGGAGGAUGCUCUGAAUUUCUCGCCGAAAAAGUUUGCUGCCAUUGCCGAAGAAGAAUCGGUUUCCACAACAAAUACUCCCAUGGCGGAGCCGGCAAUGGAUGAUGAAGUGAUACUACGACCACGUCUCAUUGACAGACAUCCCCAUUUGAUGCCACAUUCUGGCAUUUCCAGUACACCACGCAAUAAAAUCUUGCGCAAUGCCAAGAGUGUGCCUCACUUCAAUGUUCGCUCGGCGGCAAGUGAGACGGAUAUAUUUUCCAUAACCGGUUCGGGCAAUCAGAUAAGCAUGACGCCAGAGGUUCCCUCCAUAUCCUUCAGUAAUUUGCCCAAACAUUAUGAAGACACUCCGACCAUAGAAAAAUAUCGCGUUUCCCAAUCUUUGUACUCCAUACAAACGGCCAAUGCUGCCCGAGCCAAUAAUGAGGAUUACUCAAUGCCUCGCUACUUCCGUAAAUCAGCUAUGAUAUCUGCCAGCUCUGAAGUUUUGGCAAGCAGCGGCGGCGGUGGUGGAUCCAUGACAACGCCUUCAACAUCUUCAUCGCGUGAAGAAAUGCGCCGUCCCGAAAAGGAGAAGAGCAAACGUUUGCAAAUGCUAAGGGGAGCCUUGCCACCACUGCUCAUACACUCGGUAUCGUUCCGCAAAAAUCGUGAUGAGGCCAAGCAAGUGGACUAAAUUAAAAAAAAAAAAUGGGUUUUUAAGUUUCAGCUAACCACAUGUGAAAUUAUUGUAUUGGAACUUUUUGUCUUAUUUAUAUCAAAAAUUUUUUUGGCCAUUAUUUCCUUUGCCCAGUUGUAAAUAGAGAUUUUGCUAAUGUUUUUUUUUUUUUUAUUUUUGGAAGAAAAAAUUUGUAUUUG
Messenger RNA from Stomoxys calcitrans (stable fly), 2758 nucleotides. RefSeq lists its product as uncharacterized. NCBI's taxonomy places the organism in Eukaryota, Metazoa, Arthropoda, Insecta, Diptera, Muscidae. The transcript is spliced from 6 exons. Bases 1323 to 2576 code for a protein of 417 amino acids. The record is from RefSeq and is a predicted model, not a curated record.